GUUGUGAUUUGGCGCUAUAUAAAUAAAAUUGAAUUGAAUUGAAUUGAAUUACUAGCCAGUUUCCCAAACAUGGAUUAAACCUAAAAGACUAAAAGGAAAAAAAUCUGAGACAACUCUAUUGAAAAAAGGUUUAGUCUAGGAUGAGGCUUAAUCCAUUUUGGGGGAAUUGAGCCGUGUAUUUAACAAAGGCUUCAGUCAUACAGCGAGCCCCCGGCAACCACUGGGUGCUAGGGAAAAUGUGUAUUCCCUAACCGGCUGGCGGAUGCUUGUCAGCUUCCAGCAACCACUCAACCAAUCAAAAACCGUGAAGGACAAUUUUAACCUUCAGUGUUUGUUUACAGUAUAGGACAGUUACAGAUCCAGGUAUGAACAAGUGAAAAGAAUGUUACCUGUCCAUGGCCAGCAGCAGCCCGUAUUGAUUUAGAAUAUUGGUAUGACUUUAUUGUUAUAAAUUCUGUUUCACUGUUACCUUGGCACAGAGAAGGAGAGAGGAAGAUAGAGAGGGGGAGGACAGAGAUUUCUGAGAUAAAUAAUAUUUGUGCUUUCUUGUUUUCAGUACAGCUGGUCUUCUACAUGCAUUAAGCACUAGGUUGUUAUAUAUUAUUUUAGAAUCUUUACUCAAGUCAUGGAUUUUUUUUAUCAGUUAUUGUGCAGAAAAAAUGCAAAAGAAUGCAAAUGUGCAAAAGUUUAAUAAAGUUAAUCCAAUUUUCGUAUAAGCAAGCUGAAACUAUAAACAUACAGAGAUUGUUACUAAUGUAUAGCACCUGCAGCAGUGUGGCAGUAGUCGAAGUAGUAAUAAGUUCAGCAUGGGAAGCUGGUAUAGAAUAUUUUAGUAAACCAGGAAAAAAAAUUCUUUGCCUUAAAUAACUGCCUCAGCAGAGGUUUAGAUCUAGUUACGCCCCUGGUGGGAGCGUACUGGUUUAAUGGUGGUAGUGGGCUGGGCCUUCGUCGGCUGUGUGGUUCAGCUGGGUGGACUGCCCUGAGAAACUUAACAUUACCCACAUGUCUCCUCCACAGCUCCACACCAUGGCUCCCACUCUCACCAUGCUCCUCUUUGUGCUUCACAUCCUCACUGCUUCGGUGCUGCAGUCAGCCUCAGAACCAGUUCUCUCUGAGAGACGUCCACACCUCACUGGCUGUGCUUCCCCAGACAUGAUGACUUUCCGUUGCAGAUGGAAUGUUGGCCCUUUCCAGAAUCUCUCUGAUCCCAGAGCUCUCCGCUUAUUCUACUUUAUAAAUGUACCCCCUCCUCUGUCUUCUAAAAAUUGGAGUGAAUGUCCUCACUACAGCAACGAGACACCAAACGAGUGCUUUUUCGAUCAGAACCACACCUCGAUCUGGACAUAUUACAACGUCCAGCUCCGCUCCAGGGAUGAGACCAUCCUCUAUGAUGAGAAGGGUUUCUUUGUUAAUGACAUUGUGCAACCGGAUCCUCCUGUCAGCCUGAACUGGAUGCUGCUGAAUGUGAGUUUGACUGGCAUCUACUAUGACAUACUGUUGAGCUGGAAGCCUCCUCCAUCUUCAGGUGUGGAGACAGGGUGGAUGAAGCUGCAGUAUGAAGUUCAGCACCGUGACAACAGCUCCAGUGUGUGGGAAAUGGUUGACCCUGUUUUGAGUACACAGUGCUCCCUUUACGGACUUCAAACUAACAUCAAUCAUGAGAUCCGGGUUCGGUGCAAAAUGUUCAGUGGGAAAGAGUUUGGAGAAUUCAGCAAAUCUGUCUUCAUUCACAUCCCAUCGAAAGUUUCAAGAUUCCCCGUGGUGGCUUUGCUCAUCUUUGGUGCCUUGUGUUUAGUGGGAAUCCUGAUGUUGAUUAUCAUAUCACAGCAAGAAAAGUGGAUGGUUAUCCUUUUGCCUCCUGUUCCUGGACCCAAAAUUAAAGGAAUUGACUCUGAACUACUCAAGAGUGGGAAGCUUAGGGAAUUGACAUCAAUCCUGGGUGGUCCUCCUGAUUUGAGGCCGGAGCUCUACAACUCCGACCCCUGGAUGGAAUUCAUCGAUCUGGACAUUGAAGAGCAAAGCGACAGAGUGACAGAACUGGACACUGACUGUCUCAUGAACCACCACCUGACUUCUAACUGCUCCCCACUAUCACUUGUCUUCAGAGAUGACGAUUCAGGUCGUGCAAGCUGCUGCGAUCCAGAUCUCCCAUGCGACCCAGAACCAUCACCUUUCCUUCCUCUGGUCCCAAAUCUUGCCCUCAGUCAGGAGACAUUAUGUGCAGCAACCUCCGAGCCAAGCUCUCCCAUCCAAAGCUGCAACUCUGGGGAGCUUCCUUCAUUUGUCACGGACAGAGACACUUUGUACACCCAGGUGAGUGAGGUGAGGUCAUCGGGCAAGGUGUUGCUCUUACCUGAGGAACAGACCGAGGGGGAGAAAAUGCCUAGUAAAGAGAAGGAGGACGAAAUUGUGGUAGAGAAAGAGAAGAAAGAGUUUCAGCUCCUCGUGAUGAAUGCAGAUCACAGAGACUACACUUCAGAGCUCAAUGCAGGAAAAACAAGCCAAGAAUUAUCCACAGGGGACCUGACUGAACCCUGUAAAACAUUUCCGUCACCUCCCAAUGAAUCAAACACCACCUCGCCCCCACCAAUUCCUGCUCCUGUCUACACUGUGGUCGAAGGUGUUGAUAGACAGAACAGUCUCUUACUGUCACCAAAUUCAGCUCCAGCCCCACAUCUGAUAAUUCCAAAGAAUAUGCCGACACCAGACGGCUACCUGACCGCUAACCUUCUGGGAAGUAUCACACCGUAAUUCAGUGUCGAAGUGUGCAAAUUAAAAAUCUGGAGGUUGAAUGUUGACUGCAUCCUUUGGCAGAGUUUUGUAAAGGAACUGAAUAAAAAUGUGUUUUACUCUGAUUGUGGAAAAGGGAAGCAUAAAAGGGAAUGCUUGAGCCGAAAACUGCUGCAGUCGAAAACCAGGUCUGCAACAACUUAACUAAACACCUUUGUUAAAGCCGUAUUAACCAGUUUUUGACCACUAGGGGUCAGAAUACCCCCUGAAUAAAAUCAAAAGUAAAUAUUGAUUGCUUAUGAAGUGCACCAUCCAGUAUACAUGUAUUUAUUUUAUUUGCAUUUAUAAGAUUUAGUAAAAAAAUGAAACUUCCUUUCAUCCCUGGUGGUCCUCUUUGUUUAAAUCUUUGCUAAUGUUUUGUCAUUUGGUGCUGUAAGCCAAACAAGGACAAAAAUGGAUUGCAGGUGUACAAUUCCCUGCAAUAUUUUAACAACGAGCAACACCUGCUAUGCUACAGAUUCACAUUUUAAUCAGUAUUAAUGUUAAAGGCACCACGUCCUUGUGCAUAUUGUACAUAUGAAAAGACAAUGUUUGAAAAGAAACAAAUAAAUAACCUUCUUUUUUAUUUUUUUUUAAAUGACAUUUUUUUUUAUCUGUCAGUUCAACUCUGCCUCAAUGCAAACUCAGUGCAUUCAGUUCUGUGCUUUUCAAAAUGCUCAGUGUAUAUCAACAUAUUGAUUCCUAAAAAAGAAUAAUAAAGCAUGAUUUAUGUGUGACAGGAUAAACAGGAGCUCAAUGUAAGAUGCUAGUUUAAUAUUAAUAUUAUCACAUAUUGUGUUCUUAAAAACUGUGAAAAGUUUUGAGAGCUAAAGCCAAAACGAUAUGAACUGAAAUUAUUUUGCUCAGUGAGUAUUUGUGUUUAUAGUGCAUUGAUUCUUUUGUUGAUGUUUUUUGUUUUGUUUUUUAUUUCUGGUUGACUUAUAUGCAUUUGAUACAAUGUAAAAGCUAAAGGUAUAUGAACAGUGUUAAUUUGUAUAGUUAUUGCAAUAAUCUAAAAAUAUUGUCAAAUAAUUGAAAUAAAAAAUCUGAUUUUGACUUAAUGUGUCUUAAUAAA
Molecule: messenger RNA, 3844 nt
Organism: Neolamprologus brichardi
Lineage: Eukaryota; Metazoa; Chordata; Actinopteri; Cichliformes; Cichlidae
Source: RefSeq, a predicted model, not a curated record